AUGAGGAUUCUGUUCCUGCUUCUUGUCCUUGGAAUGCUUUGUGCCGCCCAAGAACUUCCAACUGAGGAGGCUCAAUCAGAUGUAGUUUCAGAAUGGAGAACCAUUUAUAUCGCAGCCAGUAACACCGAGAAGAUCAGCGAGAACGGCCCAUUCCAGGUUUUUAACCGUGACAUUGAAAUAGAUGAUGAAAAUCGCAGAAUCGCCUUCAAGUUUUUCAUCAAACACGUCUGUGCACAUGUCUAUUCUCACUCGCUUACACAUGCUGGUACAAAUGAAUUCAAAGUAAUUCAAGCGUCUGAAAAUACCGUGAUAGCGUCUGACGUCAACGUGGAUGAAGAAGGCACGCAGACCACACUGACCGGAGUGUUUGCCACAGGAAAAGAUACUGAAGAGGAAGACUUCAAGAAGUUCAAGCACGUGACAAAAGAGAAGGGGAUUCCGGAAGAGAAUACUGUGAAAAUCAUCAGUCUUGACGACUGUCCUGACUGGUGA
Molecule: messenger RNA, 492 nt
Organism: Camelus dromedarius (Arabian camel)
Lineage: Eukaryota; Metazoa; Chordata; Mammalia; Artiodactyla; Camelidae
Product: odorant-binding protein-like
Exons: 5
Coding region: 1-492 (163 amino acids)
Molecular function (GO): odorant binding; small molecule binding
Source: RefSeq, a predicted model, not a curated record